AUUGUGAACUCCGAAUGCUCAGACCUUCUGAAAUUUGAAAGAUUCCAUUUUCAGCAAAGUGGUUCUUAAUGACGCUCUUUUUUAUUCUCUUCUGUAAUAAAUUGGAUCAUAAUCGAAAUUGGUUUUUUAAAUCCUCCAUAAUAAAUUAGCCCUCCUUCUUUUUCCCAAUUUCUCAAAUGGGGUUGUUCCCAUUCGAUUGAAACGUAAACAUUGGUGGGAGUUUUUUAUGUUUUGAUCUUUUUUUUUUCUUUUUUUUUUUUUUUCAAAAGGGUUUUCUCUUUACGUCCAUAAAAUGAGGAAGAAACCAUCUCAGGCUGCAAAAUCUGAGGCAAAUGCUGCAUUGAUCACAGAAGCAGCACAAGAAAGCUCAAUGACUGCCUCUGAGAGACCAGAAAGUACCAAUAUAUCCUCGAAGAAGAUAAAAUCACCAUUGAACAGCCAAAGUACUUCUAAAAAGAAAGUGAAUAGGUUCUCUAUCCGUCGAUCUGAACGUAUCCAAAAUUCUACAUCUCGUAGCGUCAAAAUACAGAAUGUCAUUGAAGAGAUUACUCUUAGUGAAAGUGAUGAAGAAAAUGAGAUGCCGACUAACCAUGAGAAAAGUUUGCCACCUCUCAAACAAGAGAAAGAUCGCCCAGAGUUAAUGAUGAAGGAAAGGAAAUUUGAAGGGAAACUUGACUAUAUUUUGAAACUAUUUGAAGCACAUGGCCAGACUUUAGACUCAAUAAAGACUGAGGUUAUCAAAAGAUCCUUCCCGAUGGAAACGAUACCUACACCUGAAAUGAAUUACAAGAACAUGUAUAUAGCAUCCCAGAAGAAGAUUGAAGAAUUAGCUGAAGAAAAUCGAGUGCUUACUCAGAAAUUGGAGAAUGCUCUUGACCGAUACGAAGCAUACAAGAAUGGGAAUCAUGAUGCAUUUGAAAUGUUGGAGAAGUUAAAGGAUGUGAUUGUGAUCCCGAAGGGUUUGAGAGUUUCGGAAUCAAUUCAAGCUACUUCUCAAGCAGAACUGGACAAGACUAUACCUCUCGACCCCGGUGGUGUUCCCCCUCCAAGUAAGAGAAAGAAGCUCAACAAACAAAAUUGAAGUAGAAUAUGUGGGUUCACUCCUUAUGGUGUUGCAACUCUGACUUAGUUGCUCUUUAGUUAGUAGACUUGCUCAUUAGUUUUCGUAGAUUUUUUUUUUUUUUUUUUUUUUUUGGAGGGGUGAGUUAGACCAUAGCAGUACAGAAAGCCCUUUCAUUAGCCAUGAAAAGUGAAUGAAAAAUGUUAAAUUUGGAAUUGGGAGAAGUUUUUCUUAAAAGGUAUAUAAUCAUUUUGGAAAUUAGAUUUUAAGAAAAAAUAGGUUUUUUGCUUUCAUGUU
Messenger RNA from Cucumis melo (muskmelon), 1357 nucleotides. RefSeq lists its product as uncharacterized. The transcript is spliced from 5 exons. The coding region runs from base 293 to 1081 and encodes 262 amino acids. Lineage: Eukaryota; Viridiplantae; Streptophyta; Magnoliopsida; Cucurbitales; Cucurbitaceae. The record is from RefSeq and is a predicted model, not a curated record.